AAAAUAAAUAAUAGUUAUACACACACUAAUUUAUAAUGUUGACACUUAUAUUUCUAAGGUUACUAUUAUUUUUUUCAAUUUAUGUAGCUGAACCUAUAUAAAUAUUUUCAUCAUUUUUUGUGUCAACAAAUAAUUAUAAAAUAUACAGAUUUAAAUAUGCCCGAAGGGUUCAAAAAGAGUUUAAACAUAUCACUUAUCAAGAACAUAUUAUCUGGAAUAUCAGUUCUAGAUAAUGAUAUGAAUUUCAAUAACCAACCAGCACCGUCAAAACAAUGUGAUUUUGUUAAUUUUAUUGUUGGAUCGCAAGAUGAUAUGGAAGACAAGUCAGUCGUCACGAAGGUAAAAGUAAUUAACGAAAAUAUAUCAUCCACAAAUUCACUAUCAAACUUUUCAAAUUUACCGGACAAUAACUGGUCUAGUUCCUCUUCCCCUGAAUCCGUUUAUAACGAUAAUUACAACGAUCUAUAUCAGACGGAAGAAGAAUUGGAACAUUUCUUAGAUGAUAAGAGAGAACGUCAACAUGAAAUGUUUAUGAAAAAUAAAUCUUUUGUAAAGAAUAAGAUCGGUGAAAAUGAGAUAAAAGUGACAAGUCAUCCAACGGAAAAUUUAGUAAAAAAUGUUUCGUUUAUUACUAGAUGCAUACAGCAACGUCCAAUGGUUUGUUAUGAUUACUCAUGUAAAACAAGAAAUCCCUCAUUCAAACACGUUGAACUUUUGACACCGGUAAAAGAGAAAAAGUGGUCUGAAGAUUACAAAAUGGAAUUACAGUUUCUGCAAGAAAAUUUUUCAGAAGUUUUACCAGAAAUCUUAUACGACGUUGUCAGAAAAACGCGUCACGGAUCCAGUACACUAUAUUGUCUACCACCUUAUAAAAUAUAAAGUUGAUAAGUUAGGCAAUGUCCAGAUGUAUAAACAUUUGUAUUAAAAAUAUAAUUUUGUAAUAUAGAUAUUCAAAAUUCUAGCAUCUAUACCACCGUACUACAUAAUACAUGAUAUAUAUACUAUCCAUACUGUAAUAUGUGUAUAUUGCAACAUAGUUUUAUAAAUAAUAAUAUUUAUAAUAAUAAAAAAAAAAAAUAGAGAAAGGGUGAGAAGGUGAUUUCGAAACUGGAUUACUUAUUUCAUCUAAUAAUCUACUAUCUUAAAGAUAAUUUUUGCAUUUAUAUCUGGUUCGUUUGAUAUAAUAUUAAAUGUGCAUAAUGAGCAUGUAUGGUAUAGUAUUUAUGCUAAGAGUAUACCGGUGUUUAUCUUAGAUAUAUUUAAAAGUCAGUAAAUAAAAUAUAAUAAUAUUAUUAUGAUAUUCUCUGAACCCAACUUUCACUGCUCCAGACGUACUAUUACGUUCCUAUAUUUUAUAAUAUUAUAAUUUCCCGGUAACCAUACAACUUUAGAAAACCAUGCCUCGCAUUGUUUUAAACUUAAAUAUAAGAUCAUAUAUCUCACAAUUAAAAUGUAAAAUUAAAAAAAUAAUUAAUUAAUUAAAAAAAAAAA
Messenger RNA from Acyrthosiphon pisum (pea aphid), 1491 nucleotides. RefSeq lists its product as uncharacterized. The transcript is spliced from 3 exons. The record is from RefSeq and is a predicted model, not a curated record. NCBI's taxonomy places the organism in Eukaryota, Metazoa, Arthropoda, Insecta, Hemiptera, Aphididae. Bases 157 to 879 code for a protein of 240 amino acids.